Messenger RNA from Penicillium bovifimosum, 885 nucleotides. RefSeq names its product chitin synthase export chaperone. The transcript has 7 exons. Gene Ontology annotation, cellular component: endoplasmic reticulum membrane. NCBI's taxonomy places the organism in Eukaryota, Fungi, Ascomycota, Eurotiomycetes, Eurotiales, Aspergillaceae. The coding region runs from base 1 to 885 and encodes 294 amino acids. The record is from RefSeq and is a predicted model, not a curated record. Gene Ontology annotation, biological process: protein folding.
AUGGGGUCAACGCAAUUUGGAAAUUUUCACGACUUCUGUCGCGACUCAACACUCCCCGUCUGCAAUCUUUUUACCAAUGAAACUGCGGCUGCCGCCUUCGGCGCAUGCGAUCUGACCGGUAUCUCGUUGAGCGGGGACAGACACCUUCGGAAUUUAGGUUCCAUUCUGUUGGCCUUCAUCGCCAUUGUGGUCAGUGUGGGUUUGAUAUGGAGAUCGGAGAAGAAGCACGCGGCUGUCGGCCGGAGGGAGAUGCAGUUGUUUCUUCUCGGCUUCAUUAUAAUUGAGAUCUGUGAGAUCUUCACUGUAGGAGGCUUCCCGCUGAAUGAUGAUGUUCGAAAGGGAUUCACUGCGGUACAUCUCGCCGCGAUCAGUGCUACUUCCUGGGUUCUCCUUCUGAACGCACUCGUCGGUUUUCAAUUACUUGACGACGGCACUCCCGCUUCCAUCGGCCUUAUCUGUGGAUCUGCCAUGGCCCUCUUUGUUGGUACGGGCUAUAUCGCUUUGGACACAGGAUUUGAUUGGACUGGUCACUUCCAGUCAAGUCAUGAUGCUCCGAAUCGCAACAUCGGUCUUUACGUGCUGUACCAGCUCUUCCCGCUCAUCUGCAUUGUGUUGUUCUACGUUCUUGAAGCUGUUCUCGUGCUCCGAAUCCUCGGCGAGUUCCGGCCAAUGUUGUACCUCACCGCAGCUGGCGUGUUAUUUGCCAUUGGUCAAGUCUUCAACUAUGUGAUCAGCACCCACUUGUGCCAGGCCACCGACGGCAGCAUCGAUGGAGCUCUCUUCCAGACUCUCUUCACCCUCCUUGCCGUCUCUGGGGUUUGGGCCUUCUGGAGCAGCAUCACCGAAGACGACUGGCCUUUGCCCGUGGGUACAGGCUACAAUUGA